GAUUCCCCCAUUUUAUUUCCAACUUCCUAGAAUCUGUUCCUCUUUCAUCUCAAAUGAUUUUUUACUGUGAAAGAAAGCACAAUAUUUCAGUUGUGAAAGUUGUGUCUGCAAAGAAGUAGGAAGUUAAGAUAUAUUCUCUUCAAACCUCAAGAUGCAGGCAGACGCGGUAGGACCAAGCGAAGACUUCAGAUUGACAAUUAAACGAAUAUCUGACGAUUUAGACUCGGACGAAGUUUUGACGCUAAAAUAUCUCUGCAAUGAUAACAUCCCAAAUAAACGACUGGAAGAGAUCAAGACAGGGCUUGAUCUAUUUGAUGUUUUGUGCAAUAAAAACCUGGUGACAGCAGAAGACACUAAGUACCUUGCGGAAUGUCUGUAUACGAUACGGAGGGCAGAUUUACUGCGGAGUCAUCUGAGGUUGACAUUUAGUGAUGUGAAGCAGUUGAUGAGUAGUAGUGGACCGUUGUUAGAUCCAUUCAGAGUGAUGAUCAUGAAUGUAAUUGAGUGUAUGGGCAGCAGCGAGGUUAAGGAGCUCGCGUUCUGCUUGGCUGAAUACCUGCCCAAGAAGUACACCAAAUAUACAUCAGGUUACACUCUUCUGAUGGCCCUGGAACGCUGUGGGCAGCUUGGACCAGAUAACCUCGACAUGUUGGAGCAUCUCGUUGAAAAGACCGUGGAAGACGAAAGUGCCCUGUUGGACAUUCGGGAAUAUAAAGCAAAACGGCGCCUGAUGAAUUCCCAACAGCAAGUAGAUCCCACAACCGCUCUGAAGCUAGUCAUACGGCCCACAGAACCUCCACUUGUGAAACUUAUAGAGACCACAUCCCCUCAGAAGCUGGUCAUAGAACCACCCACACAACCGCGACGUGUGGAAGUGCAAAGCAGAACAGGAGCUGGUGAAAAUGGUGGUCCACUGUCAGCUGGGCCGAUGCAGUGCGGGCAAAAACUUGGGCAGCUGCCGUUUGGUGAUGAUGAUUGGGUAGAUUCCACCUGUUCUGGUGCGUGUGGUGAGGCCCAGGCAGAGAAACCAGGCCCAGCUGAGGCUGUGGGUGGAAAGAUUAACCUACCAAAUGACCCAUAUCACAGAGAGAUUGACGAGAAGUUACCAUCACUACAGGACGAGGCUGGACGUGUCACGAUGAGGAAACGCCCUGAACGCCCAAGGGAGGAGGAUUGUUGGAACAUAGGAGGAGCCACUGGCGGACAUGAUGACAUUGAGCCAUCCGACUUGAAGAAGCAACAGGAGAAUGACAUUAGUAGUUUUGAAGAUGCUACCAUGGCAACAGGUCAUCAAAGAGAUGAGAAUGGAAAAGCACACUUAUUCCUUCCACCGAAUACGCAUUGGCAACCUGCAGAACCUGCAGCGAUACAAACCAAGCGGGAUCCAAUGCUGCCAUCUUUUUUAUAUGAGCCUGAACUUGUUGGAUCUGUAGGAACCCAACCCGGUGAACUUGAUCUGGCACCGCCUGAUAACGAGCCAGUUGUUGAAGAGAAUGAAGUAGCUUUGCCCAGCAUGCUGGACAACUUUCAUGGAGAUGAGGAUGCACAUCCGACUGAGGCUGACGAGCUAAGCAUCCAUGCACCGCCGACGCAGAGUGACAUACCAGAGAGCCUUGAAGACAACAACCCCAUGCCUUCUCUCCCAGUGCUUGAUAUCCCAGUGGGAGGAGAACAUGUCGGGAAAAAAAAAUUUGAAGAAAUGGAGCUUGAACUGCAGAAAUUGCGUGAAGAAAUCGACAAACAUGAAAACGAUAUGCCAUCCUACAAGAUCAAGUCCGACCCCCGUGGCAUCUGCAUUAUCAUCAACAACGUGAAGUUCCAUAAAGCCCCUGGUGGAAGAUUGUUGAAGGAGCGCCACGGAAGUGAUGUGGAUCAAGAGAAUCUUCGCUUCAUCUUCUCGAAGUUGAAGUUUAAGAUUCAAACAUAUCAAAACCUUACCAGAGACGAUAUCAUGGGGGUUGUUAAAAAGGCAGCUCAUCAGACGGACCACUCUGCAUAUGAUUGCUUCGCCUUCUGCAUCUUGACUCAUGGCUCGAAAGGGAACCUGUUUGGUGUGGGUGGCUUGCCUGUUGAUGUCCUCACAAUUACCGAAAACUUUAAAGGCCUAAACUGCCCGACACUCCAAGGGAAGCCAAAGUUGUUCUUCAUCCAAGCCUGCCAGGGCAACACCAACCAAAUUGGGUUCCGAACACGUAUUGCGGAAGACAGUGAUAAUGGUGGUGAGACACCAUCCCUUCUCCCAAAUGAGGCUGAUUUCCUUAUCGGCUAUGCUACACUACCUGGCUUUGUCUCGUACCGGAGUGAGACUCACGGAUCGUGGUACAUCACAAUGUUGGUGCAGAUGUUGGAACAACAUAGUGACAGACAUGACCUGCUCAGCAUCAUGAUCAAGGUCAAUGAAAUGGUAGCUGAACAAUUUGCACUGAUAGGCGGUGGGAUCUACAAACAGAGUCCAAUGCCACAGCCAACACUGCGUAAGAAGGUUUUCCUCAGAGCGUCAGAUUAGUGACAUUGGAGCAUUCUCUUCGCUCUGAAAGAAUGGCUCCUUUGGCCAAAGUCAGCAAGUCAUCAUGUAAAUAUAUUCACCUAAGUGCCAUAGACAUGCUGGGGUGGCACAUAUUCUAUAGACAGUGUACAGUUUGUCCUAAGCCACGCUCCUUGUAUAUAUGUUCAACAGAGUGAUAUCAAGGCCUAGAUGUGUUUUAAACUGAAGAUUGUAGAAGCUCCUUGUAUGUUCAACAGAGUGAUAUCAAGGCCUAGACAACUGAAGAUCGACUCUUGGAUAUCAUCUGUCUGGGAAGUUACCCUGAAGAAAGUUUAAACAUAUUGGCCAUUUGUUAGGAAGCUGUCAAAUGAAGGGCACUGGAUGCUGCCAUUGAUGAAGUGAUUGAUUGGGAUUUAUAUCAUUAUGUCAUUAUAAAAGGAACAAAAUAUUACUCCAGUAUUAACACAAAGAUUAAAGAUGUUCAUGUAUACAUUAACCCAACCUUUGGAUCAUAAGGGAAAUAAUAGCCCUUUGGCAAAAUAUUUGAGUAAUCAAUGAUGGCCAGUUCAUUGAUAAUUGAUUCAGGAAUCUUUACUCUCAGUUUUUUUGCACCACUAAGAUGAGAUGCAAGAGCACUUGACAAAGUGUCUUUGGCCUGUACAAGGGAAAGGAAAGAGCAUCUUUAAUCUUGGUUUCAAUGGAAGUUCAUGUUGAAGCCUGUGUAAGAUAAUAACGAUUAUAUUGUCAAUGACAUGUUGUAAAUAGAAAUGUUAAUAAAGCAUGUAUUGUCAAA
Molecule: messenger RNA, 3278 nt
Organism: Lineus longissimus
Lineage: Eukaryota; Metazoa; Nemertea; Pilidiophora; Heteronemertea; Lineidae
Exons: 8
Coding region: 152-2506 (784 amino acids)
Biological process (GO): regulation of apoptotic process; proteolysis
Molecular function (GO): cysteine-type endopeptidase activity; protein binding
Source: RefSeq, a predicted model, not a curated record